Carica papaya (papaya) is the source of this 2238-nucleotide messenger RNA. NCBI's taxonomy places the organism in Eukaryota, Viridiplantae, Streptophyta, Magnoliopsida, Brassicales, Caricaceae. The record is from RefSeq and is a predicted model, not a curated record.
AUGAAGUCUGGUGAAGAUAAGAACUUUGACUUAAAAAGAGAGAAUUACUCUUGUCUUCUGCGAUUCUUGUCUAUGUCUCAACAAUGGCUUCUUGGUGGAUAACGAAGUAUAACAGAGCGUCUCAACAGGAUCAUUUCCACCCUCAUUACAUACAAGACAAGAAGAAAACAAUCAGAGACAAACCCUGGAGUUUUGAUGAAUCUAUUCUGCUACCUCAACCUUGUCAAAAUUCAAAGCUUUCUUCCGUUUCCAUUAAAGGGUGUUCUGUGUUGUCGGAUUCUGAUUUCGAAGUAGCAAAUAAGAGUUGUUCUGAGAAGAAAGCUUAUCCUCUGCCUCGGCCUUCUGGUUCCUGCAAGCUAUCAAUGCAACUGGAUCGCGAAACAGUCUCGGUUUCUAGUCAAAGCUCAUCAGGUUCCUCUUCUGAUUAUGGGGAUUUUGGUUUUUUCAGGGCUGUUGAAGAAAGCAAGAGCAAUGCAGGGUCAACAGGUUCAAGUCCUGGAUCAAAAGCUUCUUGUGUCCAACACCAAGUGGAGUCUCCAAAUACAAAGAAUGAAAACAUGAGGCAUCCAUGCCAUCCCCUUCCUCUGCCUCCCAUUACACCUAUACAAAGCUCAAAAUGGAAGAAGGGUAAGCUUCUAGGAAGAGGGACAUUUGGCCAUGUCUAUGCUGGAUUCAACAGUGAAAGUGGACAGAUGUGUGCGAUAAAGGAAGUCACCAUAGCUCUUGAUGAUAAGUCCUCAAAAGAAUGUCUCAAGCAACUGAACCAGGAAAUCUUAUUGCUUAGUGAACUGCAACAUCCCAAUAUAGUUCAAUACUAUGGAAGCAAGCUGGAUGAAGAUAAACUGUCAGUGUAUUUGGAGUAUGUCUCUGGGGGUUCAAUCCACAAACUCCUCAGUGAAUAUGGUCCCUUUGAGGAACCCGUUAUUCGGAGUUAUACCAGACAAAUUAUUUCAGGCAUAGCUUACUUGCAUGGAAGGAAUACUGUGCACAGAGACAUCAAAGGGGCCAACAUUCUGGUAGAUCCCAAUGGUGAAAUUAAGCUUGCAGACUUUGGAAUGGCUAAAAAUAUAAGUUGGUGUUCUUCAGGGAUAUCUUUUAAAGGAAGUCCUUAUUGGAUGGCACCUGAGGUUAUUAUGAAUACAAAUGGCAACAGUGCUCUAGCUGUUGAUAUCUGGAGCUUAGGCUGCACAGUUGUUGAAAUGGCAACAUCCAAGCCUCCAUGGAACCAAUUCGAAGGGGUCGCUGCAAUAUUUAGAAUUGCAAACAGCAAAGAAUAUCCUGAAAUCCCGAGUUAUCUUUCUGAAAAUGCCCAGAAUUUCAUAAAACUCUGCCUGCAGAGAGACCCAUCCGUACGCCCUACAGCUCCACAGCUGCUACAGCACCCUUUUAUCCAACAGCAAGACAACCAGCCUCCUCUACAUUACGGAUAAAGAAUUUGGUUACAGUGUUUCAAAUUUCCAAGCAGACAACUCCAUGAGUUUAUUACUGCAAAACCAGAAUCCUCACACAAGAUAAAGAUCAUCACAAGACGAGAUCACCAAGAGCCUCAUUGUCAUCUAUGUUCAGCAUGUUUAGAGAAAAACUGGAGAUUCCAGUUUAUGAAAACAUCAACCAUGUCUCUUUGCUGUCGAACAAUGCAAAACUGUAAUUGCCUGUUCCUGGAAGUGUGAGAAAACCCAAAGAGCAAGGCAAUUCGGGGCAUGCCAAGAAAGAAAGAAAGAAUCUUGGAGCUGCAACUGAUGGGAAACUUGUUCCUAAGCUAAUGAAUUUUCUGGAUGGGAUUGAAAGAGGAUGAGGGCAAGAUUGUUUCUGCACUAGAAUCAGAAGCAAUGAAGAAUUCUCAGUGACUUAUAAAAGAAUGUAAGAGCUUGCAUUAAGCUCACCUCGGCAGACAAAGCCCGGAUCUAUGACUUGUAAAUUAAGAGAGAAUAAAAUGCACAGGAAGUGUGAUAAAUAGUGGUAUGGGAUGUAGUGAAGGUUUAAAAGCAUUUUUCACCGGUUUUGUUAACAUAACUUCAUCUUUCAAUCAAGCUAUCCCUUUUGCUCUCACCCCAGUUUAUGAUCUUCUCAGCUAAAUCCAUGGCAAAGGCGGAGAUUGUUUUUAAGAUGCCAGAAGCUAAUUCAACUUUGAAUUUGGAAGAUAUUCAAAGACUUGUAACUUGGGUGCUUGCUGAAGGAUUCAUGCCUUCUUGGGUUUUUAUUAAGGUGAAUGACAUUCCUCUUUAUUCGUUACUCCUU